GGCUCUGGGCGCCCCGUGGGCGGAGGGCCCAGAGGCCAGUGAGGGGCAUCGGUCUCCCUGCUGCGGGCCGGGCUGGAGUCUCUGUCCACCCGCAACCGACUGGCGCCGGGCACUGCCGAGACCGCAGCCGAGCCGCUGUCACUGGGCGCCCCGCAGCCUGCUCCCAGCGAGUCGCGCUGAAGGCUGCCGAAGGACUGUGGUCCCAUUCUGCAGACCGGAAAUUAAGACUUAUCGUGGGGAGGAGACUUGCACCGGAGCCUCCAGCGAGAGAUCUUGGCGAUAGAGUUCAAAUCUUACUCCUGCUACCAGGUCCGAGCUAAGUACAUAUUCAGAAACCAAGUCAUGGAUCCACCUACACGUAAAGAAAAAUCCAAAGUUAAAGAACCUGUCAGCAGGGUGGAGAAGGCUAAGCAGAAAUCAGCCCAGCAAGAACUGAAACAAAGACAGAGAGCAGAGAUCUAUGCCCUCAACAGAGUCAUGACGGAACUGGAGCAGCAGCAGUUUGAUGAGUUCUGUAAACAGAUGCAGCCUCCUGGAGAGUGAGCCAGCCCUGUGUUCAACCCCCUGGGACUCUGCGGGCCUUGUUUGUGAGCUUGCUGCCAGUGUUAAGCUCAGAUGGCCCAUUUGGAGCCUUACUGAACUAAAUAAGACAUUUGUGGAUAAACCUGAACUCACGUGCUAUGUGUAACUUCCACAUCUCGGUUCUUCCACGCCGAAUUGGCCCAGUGUUCACUGAAGAGACUUCUCGUCUUUUACUGAGAUAAAAGGUCUCUUUUUUCUUCUUUUUUUUACUUUUUCUAUUAUUUGAGAAAAAUCAGUGUUUCUUGUAAAACCAUGUAUCUUCUUCAAAAAUGCAAAUAAAAUACUAAUAAAGUGCU
This is a messenger RNA of Cavia porcellus (domestic guinea pig), 878 nucleotides long. RefSeq names its product small vasohibin binding protein (gene Svbp). Gene Ontology annotation, cellular component: apical part of cell. Lineage: Eukaryota; Metazoa; Chordata; Mammalia; Rodentia; Caviidae. The transcript has 3 exons. The record is from RefSeq and is a predicted model, not a curated record. Gene Ontology annotation, biological process: protein secretion; negative regulation of protein ubiquitination. Bases 343 to 543 code for a protein of 66 amino acids.